AUCGGACAAUCGAUAAAAGUUCCACCUCUAUUAACAAAAUAAACAAACUUGAGGCAAAAUGUGUGGACGGACUUGUUUAACCCUAGAUCCAGAUGAAGUACUUUGUGCUUGCAAAUAUCCCAGGCAAAAGCCACAUAAAAUCUCUAAAGAUGAGGUAAACACAAACCAACAGAUAACCAAUGUGAAAAAGGAGCCAAAGCAAGACGCAGAGGAUCAGCAGUUGGAUACGCCCGAAUGGCGGGCGGAAUUCAAUUUAGGACGGCGCUAUCACGCCUCCUAUAAUAUAGCGCCCACAGAUAUAACUCCCGUUGUGGUGUCGGGAGCGCACUUCUCCGACGAUGAGGAUCAGAAAUGCUCACGCAUUGUGAUGCCCAUGAUGUGGGGCAUGAUUCCAUUUUGGCACAAAGGAGAUUACCGCAAACAUGGCCUUACCACCAACAACUGUCGCCUCGAACAUUUAAUGGAUUCGAAAUUAUAUCGUGGCCCUUUUAAACGCGGCCAACGUUGUGUGAUUCUUUGUGAAGGAUUCUAUGAAUGGCAAACAUCAGGACCAGCCAAGAAGCCCUCUGAGCGGGAAGCGUUCUUGAUUUAUGUGCCCCAAAACAAUGAUGACAUCAAAAUUCAUGAUAAAACCACUUGGAAGCCAGAGAAUGUAAAAUUAUUGCGUAUGGCUGGACUCUUUGAUGUUUGGCAGGACGAAAGCGGUGAUAAGAUAUAUAGCUAUAGUAUUAUCACCUUUAGCUCGAGUAAGAUAAUGUCCUGGAUGCAUUAUCGCAUGCCAGCCAUAUUAGAAACGGAGCAACAAAUGAACGACUGGUUGGAUUUUAAGCGAGUCAGCGAUACGGAAGCUCUAGCCACUCUACGUCCAGCAACAUCCUUGGCCUGGCAUCGUGUCUCCAAAUUGGUCAACAAUUCUCGCAACAAAAGCGAAGAAUGCAAUAAACCAAUCGAAUUGGCAGCAAAACCAGCUAAACCGGCCAUGAAUAAGACCAUGCAGGCUUGGUUAAAUACACGUAAGAAACGUGAGGAUCAAAUCAAGGCUGAGCAAAGUGAGCCCAGUGAUAGUGAAGAUACGGAAGAGAAGGCUGUGAAACGUCGAUCGUCACCCAUUCACAGCCAGCAGGAAAAUUCGGUCAAGCGACCUCGUUUCAGUGAUUUCAAGAAGUCCAGAAAGAGCGGCGAUAGCAGUGACAGCAGCGAAAUCAAAUACACCGAUAGAUUAAAUAACUGAAACGAAUCAAAUAUUAUGUUUUUAAUUGUUAUGCCCUAGCAAUGGGUUAUAUAGUAUUUACAGACCUAUAUUUACCUCAAUACUCUCUCGAUCAAUAGUAUAACUUACAGAUUUCAUUAAAGAGAUGAUUUCAUUAAGAUUUACAGUUAA
Messenger RNA from Drosophila willistoni, 1381 nucleotides. RefSeq names its product abasic site processing protein HMCES. Gene Ontology annotation, biological process: DNA damage response. Gene Ontology annotation, molecular function: single-stranded DNA binding. Bases 59 to 1231 code for a protein of 390 amino acids. The transcript has 3 exons. Lineage: Eukaryota; Metazoa; Arthropoda; Insecta; Diptera; Drosophilidae. The record is from RefSeq and is a predicted model, not a curated record.